Molecule: messenger RNA, 1248 nt
Organism: Cucurbitaria berberidis CBS 394.84
Lineage: Eukaryota; Fungi; Ascomycota; Dothideomycetes; Pleosporales; Cucurbitariaceae
Product: Dehydroquinate synthase-like protein
Exons: 1
Coding region: 1-1248 (415 amino acids)
Cellular component (GO): mitochondrion
Molecular function (GO): alcohol dehydrogenase (NAD+) activity; metal ion binding
Source: RefSeq, a predicted model, not a curated record
AUGUCCAACUACAGCUUCUACAGUACAGGCCGCGAUAAGCGCACGAUCCAGCAGCUCCCUAUUCCGGCCCGUAAAGGGCAUAACGCGAUCUUGGAGUCGAAAUAUUUAGAGGAUAUCGUAGUUGCGAUUGGAGAAUGGAGUUGUCGACGUAUCUUGCUGGUUCAUUCCAAGACUCUGGAUGAGGCGACAGAUGUCAUAGAGAAGCUGAAAGUGAAGAUGGGAUCGUUCAUAGUAGGCACGAAGUCCGGAGUUGGUGCACACUCACCCUACGACGACAUCCUGGAGAUUACCAAGCUGUUGAACGAGACAGAAGCAGACUGCUUGGUCAGUAUAGGAAGUAGCAGUUACUCGGAUGCUUGCAAGAUUGCGCGGUUGAUGCAGACGAACCUCGAUACUCAGAAUCUAACAGUGGAAGCGAUGGAGGCACUGAUCGAUCAAGAGAAGAGUAGAGGAGAAAACCUGAAGGACCCGUCGGUCAAGCUGAUUCUCGUACCGACAAGCCUGAGCGCGAGCGAAUGGAACAAUAACUCCUCCGCAACGAAUCCCAACACACACAAGAAAAAACACUUCGCAAGCGAGCACGCGGCGCCAGAUCUCAUCCUUCUUGACCCCGAAGUUGCCUCUACCUCGCCCAAGAAAUUGUGGGCAUCGUCAGGCAUGCGUGCGGUCGAUCACUGCGUAGAGACGAUGGUCAACGAGAAAUGUACCCAAGAUGCGUUUGAUCAUAUGGAAGACGCCCUCACGAUACUCCUCAAAGGCCUGAAAGAUUAUCAGGACGGCGCGAGUGAGGGAAACCGCGACGAGCUACUAGAGGGAAUCGGCGAUUGUCAGCUCGGUAGCCGGAACGCCAUGAUGGGUCUUUUAUUGUGGGGCGUUCCUAUGGGCGCUUCCCACACAAUUGGACGCCAGCUAGGUAGCGUAUGCGGUGUCAUGCAUGGCGUGACUUCUUGCAUUAUGCUGGCCCCCGUCCUCCGCCACACCUACAGUAAAUCCGAGCAGCAGAAGGAGGUGCAGCAAAGAGUAUUGAACAUAUGGAACGAGAUUCUGAAACUGGAAGAAACGAGUCUUGCAGAUGCAGUGGAGCACUUUGUCAAGUAUCUUGAGCUUCCGAGUACGUUGAGGGAAGUCGGGAUCGAAAGCCAGGAGGAUAUCGACAAAGUGGCUGAGAGUACUUUGACGGAUGCCCUCCAGGACUUGGUGGGAGGUAAGGAGGCAGUCUUGGACAUUUUGAACAUGGCAAAGGGAUAG